Molecule: messenger RNA, 555 nt
Organism: Fraxinus pennsylvanica
Lineage: Eukaryota; Viridiplantae; Streptophyta; Magnoliopsida; Lamiales; Oleaceae
Source: the annotation of a GenBank genome assembly
AUGAAACAAGUCUAUCCCAUGGUCCCUUAUGGCAACUAUCCUGUAGCCCACAUUUCAUAUGAGGUGAACAUCUUGGGUUCGAGGGGUCCAAGGCGAAUGCGGUGCAUCAUGGAUUCUAUACCGGCUUCUGCAAUUGAACCCGGAGGUGUGGUUCAUCUACAAACUGAUUUUCCGCAUGGCAACCUAGAUUCGUUCCUUUCCAUUCCAUUUUUCAGAUCAAAAUCAACUUCCGUAGAUAGUUUUCAAUGCGGACCAUCAUCAACAUUGAAAGUCGAGAUGCUAAGUUUGAAAAACAAGUCUCCUACAUGGAACGAACAACUCCAGUGCUGGUAUCUCAACUUCAAUGGACGUGUGAAAGUCGCUUCUGUGAAGAACUUUCAGCUGGUUGCUUCUGCUGAGAAUGGAGCCGGUGGACAAGAGCACGAGGAUGUUAUUCUCCAAUUCGGAAAAGUCGCAAAGGACGUGUUCACAAUGGACUAUCAGUACCCGACCUCUGCUUUCCAGGCAUUUGCCAUUUGUCUCAGCAGCUUUGACACCAGAACUGCUUGUGAAUGA